This is a messenger RNA of Malaya genurostris, 2518 nucleotides long. RefSeq names its product alpha-glucosidase-like. Gene Ontology annotation, biological process: carbohydrate metabolic process. The record is from RefSeq and is a predicted model, not a curated record. The coding region runs from base 182 to 1942 and encodes 586 amino acids. Lineage: Eukaryota; Metazoa; Arthropoda; Insecta; Diptera; Culicidae. The transcript has 3 exons.
AACAUCAAGCUGGAGUCAAAUCAACCAAUUCGUAAAAUAAUCGAACGACAGUCACAGCAAAAUAACUGCUUUAUCUUAUCAGCCGGCCAUCGGGGAUAAAUCGAAUGCCCGUUAAGGUUCGUUUAAUACACUUCAGCGCCGGUCUCGGUUUCAGUUUCAUCCGACGAUCACAACCGACAAGAUGCGAACUCUUAUUGCACUGUCGGUAUUUUUCGUCGCUGCCAGUGCCGUCGGCAUUCGCGAGCCAGAUCCAAAGGAUUGGUAUCAGCAUGCAACUUUCUACCAGAUCUAUCCACGUUCAUUCAAGGACAGCAACGGGGACGGAAUCGGUGAUCUGCCGGGAAUAACGUCAAAACUGAAGUACCUGGCGGACAUAGGAAUCGAUGCUACCUGGUUGAGCCCACCGUUCCCUUCGCCCAACAUGGACUUCGGGUACGAUGUGUCGGAUUUCUAUGAUAUACACCCGGACUAUGGUACGUUGGAAAAUUUUAAGGAAAUGAUAGAAGAAGCUCACAGCAAUGGAAUCAAACUGAUGCUGGAUUUCAUUCCGAACCAUUCGAGCGAUGAGCACGAUUGGUUUAUCAAAUCGGCUGCAAGAGACCCUGAAUAUGAAAAUUUUUACACAUGGCAUCCGGGUAGAGCAGAAGGAAGCGUACUGUCUCCACCCAACAAUUGGAUUUCGGUGUUCGGAGGACCAGCGUGGACUUUUCAUGAAGGUCGAAAGGAGUACUACUUGCAUCAGUUCACCAAAAAGCAACCGGAUCUGAACUACCGAAAUCCAAAGGUGCUAGAGGAAAUGACAAAAAUGUUAUUCUUUUGGCUCGAUAAAGGAGUCGACGGCUUUCGGUUGGAUGCUAUAAAUCAUUUGUUUGAAGAUGAAGAUCUUCGUGACGAGCCUCUGUCCGGCAAUGGAAACCCUGGAGAGUAUGACUAUUUGAACCACAUCUAUACCAAAGACGUUGAAAAUGUGUACCAAGUUGUGUACGAUUGGCGUGAUCAAAUGGAUCAGUACUCGGCGGAAAACAAUCGAACGAUCAUCCUGAUGACGGAGGCCUAUUCGACCAUCGAGGGAACGAUGCUGUACUACGAGAGUGCCAAUCGCACUCGCAAAGGAGCCCACAUGCCGUUCAACUUCCAGCUGAUCUACGAUUUCAAAAACGGCCAGAACGCGGUAGGCCUGAAAGCCUCGAUCGACUGGUGGAUGAACAACAUGCCGGCCAGACAUACACCGAGUUGGGUCACCGGUUCCCAUGAUCAUUCCCGCGUGGCUACGCGUGUCGCUGCGAAUCGGGUCGAUCAGGCGAUUACGCUUGUCCACAUGUUGCCGGGUACCAGCAUCACUUAUUACGGUGAGGAGAUCGGCAUGCAAGACUAUAAAGAAGCACAGCAGUUCGACAAUCGGGACCCCAAUCGGACACCGAUGCAGUGGGACGGUACGACCAGUGCCGGAUUCAGUACCAAUCAGAGUACCUGGCUGAAAGUCCACCCGGGAUACGAAACCCUUAAUGUGAAACUACAGCAAGAAUCCCAGAGCAGCACGUUCUAUCACUAUCGCAACAUGACGGAACUGCGCCGGCACGAAACGCUGAGGGAUGGAGAUUACCUGCAUCGUACCGUCGGAACCAAGGUUUACGCUCUGCUGCGGGAGCUCCGAGGGCAGGAUUCUUUCCUAGCCGUGCUGAAUAUGGCGGACGAGGCAGAUACCGUGGAUUUGGGGGAUUUUGUCAAUCUUCCCGAGCAGCUGACGGUUCAGGCGGCCCAACCACAAUCCGCUCAUAAGAUAGGGGAUGUUGUUAGCAUCAACAAUCUCAAACUGGGACCGUACGAUUCCGUCGUGCUAAGAGCGGAUAUCGAAUCAGUUGCAGCGUCGAUUCGGUUAUCGAUUGGAGUCUUGUUGAUUGCCGUGGUUGGAUAUUUCAUGCAAGAAGCAGGCAAAUUGUGAUGAAUUAUUCAUACUUGCCUAAUGAAAAGUUAAUGUUCGAAGAAUAAACUUAAUACGUGGUUUGAAAGGAAAGAAAACUAAUUUGUACUACCAAGAAAACAAUUCUAGCGUUACAAGGGAUUAUUAGUGUUAGAAGUUAGGGUUGGGAAGUUUAGAUUCAGCGUGCAGAAAGCCCAUGUAAACACUGUAAUUACCACGUACUACAAAUUUUACACGUUCACCAUUGGCUGCCAAACUGACGGGCUAUCGUUCCGACAGUCUGUCACGUGGCAAUCACUAAGUGAAUCGUGCACGCGAUUCUCGUGUGGCCAAAUCCUCCCCGGUACCGUGCUAAGUGAGCAAAACAGCAAACGAAGCUGAUCGCGUGGCGGAUGAAAUAAUCAACGUCUGGGGCCUGGGUUACCUGACAGCCCCGAACGUGAAACGUGCCGAAGCUGUCCAGUUUAAUGAAUGACUUCCGGAUGUGACCUGUUUCGUGUCGUUCGACUGCUUGCUGCCUCGUUUGUCACUAUCGGCUGUUGGUCAUGCCGCGAAAAUAUUACUUGGUUUGGCAAGAGAUUCUUGGUGGUGACUUGG